AGGGCUCAUCGACUGACAGGAAAGUUCCUCUUCUAUUUUCCUCUUCCCCCAUUUUCUUUCUCACACAUACACAAACAUUGUCUCUCUUUCCUUUCUUUCUUUCUCUCUCUCUCUCCUUCUACCUCACACACUCUCUCCACAUACCUCUAUCUCUCUCUCCCUGUUCCUCUCUCACUCAGUCUCUCUCUCUCUGUAUCACUCGUUCUCUCUCUCUCUCUCCCCAAGCCUGAAAAAUGUAGAUUUUGACACCGGCACCUGCCCUUACCUACAGCGCAGUGAAAGGGCGAGACGGAGGCAACAGCAGAGCAGCACCUUGGUCCAGCCUCACCUUCCCGUGGGAUUUUCCACCUUCCUUCCUAACACAGAGCCCAGCUUUGAUUGUUGUUCUCUGGGAACGUUCACUCAACUCUGUGGAGAUAAAAGCAGAGAAUCAAGCUCAACUCACCUGGUUGUGCAUGAAUGGAUGCAAGGAGAAGUCAAGUUUCCCAUCUGCUUUUCCCAUUUUUCUAAAAGAAAUGGGAGGAAGGGUCUGAGAGAACCUGGGAAUUCCAGGGUCUUUAACUGCGGGAGAGACAGACAGGUUUGGUUUGUGAACGAGGGAAUGUGUCAGAGCAAGAGAGAAAGAGAGAGAGAAAGAGACUUAAUAUAUAAAGAACAUGCGAGAGCUUAAGUAGUUGUAUGUAAAUGAAGAGUAGAUAUAGGCUAGGUAGUCUGGCUGGCUGGCUGGCUGGGUUUGACAUUGAACGUGAACAAUACAAUAAGGAAAAUAGUCUAUCAGUUGCAACAGGAGUCAGAUUGAUAACUUACAGUGUGUUUUCACUUUCAGACUGUUUCUUAGUGUUUGACAGAGUCUAGUUGUCACUGUGUGUGCUCAGGUUUUCCUAGUCCCAUCCAUUGUGGUGAGCCCUGCGGUGUCAGAGGAAAGUUCUGUUGUAUUCAGAGCACAUGGUCGGCCAGUUACACAUGAUUGGCAGGGCUAAAGGAGAGUUGUUUCAGUAAGUGGGAGUGAGGUGUAUACAGAAGCAUGCUUUGAACCUAAAUUGGACUUUGAUUAACUCAAACUGGACUGGUUACAGUGGACUUUCCGUGAGGAGGACAUGUUCUAUCGCUGCCAUCUUUGACCUUUGAAACCAGGAAGUAAAUAAAAUACAGCCAGGGAAGGAGGACUUCUCAACCUCCACACCCCAAACCUUAAUCCAACCCAAAAAAGUCUUGACCCUUUGUUAGCACAUUCCGCUGGUUUCCAUAUUAACCCGGUCACCACUGUGACCACUCAGCAUCAUCACGGUGGUAGCCAAUAGCCAUGCAGAACCUGGGCGGUAAACUGUCCUCCGCCCAGGUCCAGGUCUCUAGCUGGGUGGGCAGCGUGCGUCGUUCCCUACAUGGGGCACUGAACUUAGUCUGGAAAAAUGAUGAUGAAGAGGAUGAGGUGGUGAAAGAAGAUCAGGAGGAGGAGGAGGUAGAGGAGGAAGAGGGAGAAGGUGGGGGCGGGAGGUUCCAGAGGGCCGUGUCUCCACUGCGUAGCUUUGCCUCCCAGAGCCGGCGAUCUCUGAGGUUGUUCUCGGUCCGGAGUCGCCAGCGGAUGAAGCUAAGUAGACGGGCAGCAGACACCAGCGCUGUUCAGUUGACGUGUUAUGUGGGGGCAGAAGAGGGACGUGACACAGAGGCUCUGAUUGGUGGAGAGCCAGACAAGCAGUACGGGGGCUGUGACACGAGACUGUCUGAGGAUGACUGUCGGCAGACAACAGAGGACCAGAUCUCGUCUGUUAUCACACCAGAUGAGCCUGACAGUACUUCUCCACUAGAAGAAACAGAGGACCAGAUCUCGUCUGUUAUCCCACCAGAUGAGCCUGACAGUACUUCUCCACUAGAAGAAACAGAGGACCAGAUCUCGUCUGUUAUCCCACCAGAUGAGCCUGACAGUACUUCUCCACUAGAAGAAACAGAGGACCAGAUCUCGUCUGUCAUCACACCAGAUGAGCCUGACAGUACUUCUCCACUAGAAGAAACAGAGGACCAGAUCUCGUCUGUUAUCCCACCAGAUGAGCCUGACAGUACUUCUCCACUAGAAGAAACAGAGGACCAGAUCUCGCCUGUUAUCCCACCAGAUGAGCCUGACAGUACUUCUCCACUAGAAGAAACAGAGGACCCAUUACCCUUUCCUGAUAUCUCCGCCCCUCUAUUGGACACCAGUGUUCUGCGUGCGAGGGCAGAGCUGAGGAAGAGUCGACGAACCCGCCCCACUCGAGCUUUCCGUCAGAGCUCUACCACAAUAAUGCUUGAGGAAGACCCAGUCCACGACUGGAGGUUCUAUGACUCCUCAAAUACACACAAGUGGCUAGAAGAUAAGCUAGACUCUCUGAUACGGGGGGUUUGUGAGUCUGAUGAGGAGCAGCCCAGAGGGAGGGAGGUUUGUUCACAACCUUCCCAGCCCCAGAGAAUAGCCCUCUUCUCUGGAAUGGACCCGUCUGCCCUCAAGGCCCAACUGAAGAAGCGAGGAGGUGGUGGUGGAGGAGGAGGUGGUGGUGGAGGAGGAGGUGGUAGAGCCGGUGGAGGUGAAGGAGUAGACACAGACCGUCCGACGGACAGACUUGCCCCGUCCCCCUCUCAGCUCCCCCGCUCUCCAAGACGUUCCUCCUUCCUCCCCAGGGGGUCACGAGUGCUGCCCCCUGUAGGGAACAAAGGUGCAGGGGGAGACAAGUCUCCUUCAUGGCUACAAGAACUCAAGUCUAAGAAGCGCUCGAGUCAAUACAACAGUGAGGCCUAGCUGAGCAGAGCAGGGAGAUACCAUUGACAAGGAGAUCAUUCAACUGCUACUGCAGUUGUUGCUGACAAACACAGCUGUGGGCUGGACUCCAAUCAUGUACCUUUUCAAAAACACACUUUUUUUAUAGAUGAACUAUGCAAGACAAUGGAGAAGCAUUGGAUACUUCCCUGCGUUGUGACCAUCUUUUUCCACUUUCCUAUUUGACAAAGGAACUAUGAGCAUGUAGAUACUUUAUUUGUAACACACACACACAGACACAUACACAGAUGAUUCGAGGAGUGGACUCAAAAUGCCCUUUUCUGUUAAUUUGCAACAUUUGCCUCUUAUCCCAGGCCACUGUAUUUUCUAGACUGUAUCUCUCCAUUCAUCCAUACUUGCAUUCCAGAUUCGCUUGACGUAAUUACCAUGUGUGUUUAGGUCAUGCACACAAAUAUCCACAAUACCAUGAUGUUCACAAACCUACUUGAAUUGUACAUGUUUGCCACCUAGCCAUGAACUCUCUUUCUUUCUCGAUUAAUCUCUUGUUUUGAACUAACCCAUCUGUUUCUCUGCUCUUAUGUUAUGCACUCACUCGCUGCUCGGAUGAGGUGCUCUUGAUAAAAGCAUCUGCUAGAUAAAUUGAAAUGAUCUCUAAAAGGAGUAUCUCUGUCUGGAGGUUUUUGAAUAACUUCCUUAAAACCUUUACUGAAUGUCUCAAUAUUUAAAAAAAUAUAUAUUUUCCAAUAGUUUCGUUCUUAAUAGAACCAUAAUUGUUUUGGUUCCGUUCCACUGUUCUGACCAGCAAAAUAAAGUUCUGAACCGGUUCAAACCCCCAAAAAGUACCAGUUAAUAUAAUUAUUUUCUGUUAUUUUUUAAACCUACUGUAUGAAAUUGUCUUCUUUUUUUAAAAUCUUUUUUUUUACAUUUAGCUCGACAUUAAAUUACUUCACCAAUCUGUGCAUACAGAGCAGCUUGCUAUGGAGCUGGCAACCUAUAGUUGUUUACAUGUGUGAUGGAAAGAGUGUAGGGCAGAGAGAUGCGACUGAAAUUUGGCGGGUGGGGAGAUAACAAGAGGGUGGAGGCGGCUUGUCUUGAAGCGCUGGGCAUCUUGUUAUGACAUACAUUAUCUGAAUUAAGCCCACAGAAUUAUACCUACGGAGUAGCGGCUUCUAUGGAGGAACUUUGAAUCUCUUUGAACUUCAGGUAGUUGUCUUAAAUAUGGCCUCUGCAGAAGUCAGGGCAUUCAUACCUCUUGCGCUUCGCAGAACAGUGCAGAGCUGUUGUGAAGGAAGCAGUGAGUUUGUGUUUAUACAGGACCUCACGCCCCCACCUACCGUCAACCAAUCAUGUUAAUGCGGAGCUAUACGGAGCCCUCCACAUUGUUACAAAAUUUGGGAGGUGCACAGUGAUGCGGUACAGAGCUUGAUUUGGCCUCUGUAUGUCUCUGGAAGCUCUGCAUUGCCCACACCCUCCAUACGGAGACUCCGACCACAUUUUUGGAUCAAGCAUAAAUUGUCUUUUAGUAGGCUACAUGCUUCAGAGGGAGGUAGCCUACACACGCUGGCAAGCAGACACUGGAAGAAAUCUCUGAGUGACAGAGGGAGGGCUUUGUAUAGGCACUUUACUGCAUUUUUUUGUGGGACUGGUAAAAAAAAAUGCCCAGAAUGUAAAAUAACAUUACUAACAAUAUUCCUAUGCUUUUAAAAUAACAGUUCAGCUUACUUUUAUUUACUCCAAGCAAAGAUGGGACUCAUGAAAAUGUAUUUUAUUAGUCAUUAAUCAAGCAAAAACUUUAAAAAAAAUUAUUGUGACAAGCCAUCAAUGAGAUUCAAACCUAUAAUCUUCUGUUAGUCCACUGCGCCACCAGGAUGGAGCUAGCAUGACAUGUUUUUUACGCAUACAAAGUUGUUCAUUUUAGUCUAUUCAAACAGACCCCAUUUCAAAGGAAACAAGCACUCAUUAAGAUCAGGUGUGGCCAAUUAGUGGGCGUGGCCAACAUACCUGAACACACUUAACAAGAUAGAGGAUAAAGAGAGUUUUGCUAAAGCUGAGAACAGAAUGUAUGUUUUUAAAUAACAUUCUUAAAACAAUUCUAUGAAAGUUUUCUUAACAUUCUAGGAACAAUUUGAGAACAUGGCUUUAAAUAGAACCUGUAGGAAAUGUUAUGCUGAAGUACUGAAAUUCCCACAGAAGAACAUUGUUUCUUAAUGUUUUCUUAAAUAUUUGACAACAUUCCCAAAUGUCAAACCAGUUGGAGAACAUUCCUAAAAAAAAAAAAGUAAAUAAAAUGUAACAACGUUUGACAUUUUAGGAUACAUUCUGUUAAAGUAAUAAAAUAGCAAGACAUUU
Salmo salar (Atlantic salmon) is the source of this 5095-nucleotide messenger RNA. NCBI's taxonomy places the organism in Eukaryota, Metazoa, Chordata, Actinopteri, Salmoniformes, Salmonidae. The record is from RefSeq and is a predicted model, not a curated record.